Messenger RNA from Phytophthora sojae, 675 nucleotides. RefSeq lists its product as hypothetical. The transcript is spliced from 2 exons. NCBI's taxonomy places the organism in Eukaryota, Oomycota, Peronosporomycetes, Peronosporales, Peronosporaceae. The coding region runs from base 1 to 675 and encodes 224 amino acids. The record is from RefSeq and is a predicted model, not a curated record.
AUGGCUCUGGGUUACUGGGCCACCAUCAUCCAGCGCGGCGCAGCGGUGACCGACAAGCCCCCGCACCUGGUCUGCCUGGAGAGUAUCGCCAUCGCCGUGGUCUGGACGUUCCAGGUCUUGUACGACAUGUGCCUCUUCCUGUCGAAGGGCUUCAACCCGCAGGGCCUCGUGUACAUGCAGCUCACGGUGAGCGCCUGCAUGCUGGGAAUCAUCAGCACGGUCUUCCUUAUCUACGGCCUGCGCGUGCUGAGUCGCCUGCAGCAGUACGAGCGCCAGCUCAAGCUGCGCAUGCCGAGCAUGCACGAGGACCGCAUGCUGUCGAACCGGUCGUUCGACAUGAAUAUGAGCGACGAUGAGGACGGCACGCCCGUGAUGCGGGAUCGCAAGAUGCGUCCGCGUCCGCAGGAGGGCCACGCCUCCAAAAUCAAGAAGAUCCUGUUCGUGGUGGAGACCUGCUCGCUCGUCGUCGUCGCCGCCCAAAUGUACAUGGCCAUCGACCGCACGAGCGACACCCCCGUCGAGCUGUCCUGCGCGAAUGGCAGGCUGUGCGAGACCGUCAAGUGCAGCGUGAACCUGCUCCACAUCUUCCAGAUCAUGUGCAUCUGGGUCAUACUGUGGACUUUCCGCAAGAUUCAGAAGAAGGCCGUCGUCCCGAGGCCGCACGGUGUCGCGUAA